Molecule: messenger RNA, 4254 nt
Organism: Rubroshorea leprosula
Lineage: Eukaryota; Viridiplantae; Streptophyta; Magnoliopsida; Malvales; Dipterocarpaceae
Source: the annotation of a GenBank genome assembly
GAAGAAGGACUUCCGGUUUGGUGCAAUUACAUUGGCGCCGUCUGUGGGAAACGAACUGAAAGCUUUCUGGUUGCUCUUUCAUCAUGGUUCACACUCGAUCAGUCCGAGCUGGUAAUUCAUCUCUGCCUCAUGGCCAAGGUCAACCCCCCAACAGCCUCCCAUCCCUGAUCCCACCUCAAAUUCCACCUCAGCUUCCACCUCAAGUCCCAGUUAUGUUCCCUCCUGUUGAUCAUGCAGAAGGAGGAGAUGAAAAUCAACCUCAUGUCUCAGCUCACAAUUCAACUUCCACUGCCAAUCACGAUGUAGUGACAGCUCAGCUCGUUGCCAUGCAGCAGCAGUUUGGUGUUUUUCAGUUGGUGCUGGCUCAGCUUUUAGCUAGAAACAAUCCUGGUGAUCCCCUCAUUAAUUUACUACACCCUGCUCAACAACCCCCAGCUCCACAACAAAAUCCCCAACCAGCUCAACCUGCUCCCGCUGUUAGUGAAUCUCAAGAUCAAUCCCACAUAGCACCCGCUCAACAACCCAUUCCUGAUGAUGUUACCCGCCGCCUUGAUAGCUUAGAAAAGCUGGUAGCUGAACACCGAGGUGCCCCACCCCCACGCCAUGCUACUGAUUCCAUACCUCAUCCCCUAAAUACCAACAUCACACUGGAACCCUAUCCUACUGGCUUCAAAAUACCACAACUGGAGACUUACGAUGGGACGAAGGAUCCCGAUGAUCACCUGCAUGCUUUUUACUCCUGCAUGCAAGCCCAGAAUGCCUCUGACGCGUUGAUGUGCAAGAUCUUCCCCUCUACUUUCCGAGGUAAUGCCCGAACUUGGUAUUACAGUUUACCUCCGAGAUCAAUUAGCUCGUAUACAGAAAUGGCAUCUGCCUUUGCCACUAAGUUUUCCAGUAGAAGGCUGAUUAGGAAAACUACUUCUGAGUUGAUGAGAGUUAAACAGAGGGAUGGAGAAUCUCUGAAGAACUAUAUGAGUAGGUUUAAUGAUGCAGUUUUGGAGGUUAGUUCUUUUGAUCAAGCCAUGGGAAUAGCAGCUGUGAUCGCUGGUCUCAAGCAUGACAGAUUCAGAGACAGUUUGAUCAAACAUGCUGCCACCACCUUCAGCAAGGUGAAUGAUCGGUCUCUCAAGUUUAUAACCGCUGAGGAGUAUACCCUGGCGCAGAAUCCACCCCCCUCUAAGAACCAGAACCCAGAAUGGAGAGAUGACAAUCCGAGCCGGAAAAGGAUGAGGAUGGCACAGAACCGAGGUCCGAUGUUGACCUCCCUACCGAGAUUCGGAAGGCCGAACUCAACACCCCAGCAACAAUCUGCAGGUAAACCUCCAGUUAAUUGGACUCCCUUUAAUCUGCCGAGGUCACAAAUUUUUAUGCAGAUAAAGAACAAAAUGGACUUGAGACGUCCUGGCCCAAUGCGAACUGCUGCUGCUAGUCGUGACCACACCAGAUAUUGUGAUUUUCAUCAAGAUCACGGCCAUACUACAGAGCAGUGCAACAGCUUAAAGUCCGAACUGGAAAGUUUAGCCCAGAAGGGAAUGCUGAAUGAGUAUGUACAGCGAGCUGAACAGCCGAGGUUUGUCAGAGAGCAGAGGCCGCAACCUCAAGGAGUCCACAAUCCCCCAAAUAGGCAAGCUGUGGUUUCCCAAUCUCACCUCUGCAUGAAGUUCCCCACCCCUAUGGGAAUAGCAACACUGCGAGGAAAUCAGGAGGUGGCCAGACACUGUUAUAUCACCUCGGUAACACAACCAACGAAGGGCAAAGAUAAGACACCAGAGGUCAUUCCCCAACAAAUUCCCGAUAAUCAGCAGGUAAUGGGUGUAGAGAUCGUUGAUAAUCGACCGGAUGAUGAAACCAGAGCUGCUCCGGUUGAAGAUGUUGAAGAAGUGCUCGUUGAUGACAGAGAUCCGAGCCAAAAAACGCAGAUCGGAACUAGAUUGAACCCGGAAGAGAGAGCAGAACUGAUAGCUUUUCUCCGAGCUAACAAUGAUGUAUUUGCAUGGACUUCGGCGGAUAUGCCAGGAAUUCCAGCUUCAGUAUGUCAACAUAAGCUCAGUACCAAUCCGUUGAAAAAACCAGUGGCUCAGAAGCGGCGUCUCUUCAGGGGGGAGAGGCUUCAGGCUGUCAAAGAAGAGGUGGAGAAGCUCCUACAGGCUGGUUUUGUCAGGAAAGUUGAUUAUUGCGAAUGGGUGGCUAACCCAGUCAUGGUGAAGAAGGCAAACGGUAAAUGGCGAAUGUGUAUCGAUUAUACAAAUCUUAACAAUGCCUGCCCCAAGGAUUGCUAUCCGAUGCCGAGCAUUGACAAAUUAGUUGAAGCGGCUUCAGGCAACGAGAGUUUAAGCCUCUUGGAUGCAUAUUCUGGGUAUCACCAGGUGCCGAUGGCUCCCGAAGACGAAGAGAAGACCUCGUUCUAUGCUGGCGAUGAAAUUUAUUGCUAUGUCAUGAUGCCAUUCGGCUUAAAGAACGCAGGUGCUACUUAUCAGAAAAUGGUAACCAUAGUCUUCCGAGCUCAGAUCGGCAAGAAUCUGGAGGUGUAUGUGGAUGACAUUGUGGUAAAGAGUCUGAAGGCAGAAAACCAUUUAGCCGACCUCGACGAAACCUUUAACAACCUCAGAAAGAACCAGGUGCGGUUAAACCCAGCCAAGUGCAUCUUCGGAGUGGAGUCUGGAAAGUUUCUAGAUGGAGAGAUUCUUUAUCUGUACCUAGAGAUUUCAGAUGAGGCCAUUAGUUUAGUCCUGGUGAGAGAGGAAGCCAAGCAGCAGAAACCAAUCUAUUAUAUCAGCAGUGUACUGCACGGAGCAGAGCUGAGGUAUCCUAUAGCGGAGAAAGCAGCACUAGCAGUUGUCACUUCGGCCAGGAAGUUGAGGCCAUAUUUCCAGUCACACCCAAUCAUCGUUCUCACAGAUCAACCUCUCAGGCAAAUUCUGCAGAAACCAGAAUGCUCUGGAAGAUUAAUUAAGUGGGCAGUAGAACUGGGGGAGUUUGAGAUCACGUUUCAGCAGAGGUCGACUAUCCGAGCUCAAGCACUAGCAGAUUUCAUUGUCGAAUGCACUCCGUGUCCCUCCACCUCCACUCCAGAACCCAACGAAUGGACCUUAUAUGUUGAUGGAGCAUCUAGUAGCAAGGGUUCAGGGGCUGGCGCUCUCUUGAUUGGUCCAGAAGGAUACCGAAGUGAACAUGCCCUGAAAUUCAACUUUGAUGCGACAAAUAACAUGGCUGAGUAUGAAGCUCUGCUACUUGGUCUACAACUAGCGUUAGAGUUGAAAAUCAGUGCAAUUCAAGUGUACAGUGACUCCCAGCUGGUGGUGAACCAAAUCAACUCUAUUUGCGAAGUCGUUGAUCCUGUGAUGGUGAAGUAUGUAGCCUUGGUGGCCGAGCUGAAGUGCAAAUUCCAAAAAUUCUGUCUGAGUAAAAUCCCCCGAGCUGAGAAUGAACAGGCAGAUUCACUCUCCAAGUUUGCCUCUGAUAGCUCUUUAAGCUCUAGAUCUGUUUUUGUAGAGGUCCUAGAUGAACCAAGCUUCAUGAAGCCUCGUGUGAUGGAGAUUAGCACAGACCCUGACACGCCGAGCUGGACUGAUUUGAUUGUCUCCUUUUUACGAGAUGGGAUCGUACCUGAGAACAGACAGGAGGCAAUGAAAUUGAGGAAGAAAGCAUCUCGAUAUACACUCGUUGAUGAGGUCCUGUAUAAGAGAUCUUUCUCACUUCCUCUUCUACGGUGUUUAAGCCCUUAUGAAUCUGAAUCUGCACUUCGGGAGGUGCACGAAGGUGUCUGUGGAAGCCAUGUUGGUGCCAGGACUCUGGCUCACAAAGUCUUACGGCAAGGAUAUUACUGGCCAAACAUGUACAAAGAUGCCACUUGCUUUGUUCAGAAAUGCCCGAAAUGUCAAUUCUUUGCACAUCUGACUCAUCAACCAGCAGAAGAGCUCACAAACAUGGUGGCCCCGUGGCCAUUUGCUCAGUGGGGACUGGAUCUUUUAGGCCCAUUUGUGAAAGGGGUUGGUGGUGUAACCCAUCUGGUUGUUGGUGUGGAUUAUUUCACGAAGUGGGUUGAAGCUCGACCUUUAUCCAGUCUUACCUCUAAGAAAGUUGAAGACUUUGUUUUCAGUUCUAUCAUCUGCAGAUAUGGGAUCCCAAAUCAGAUUGUGGCUGAUAAUGGAACUCAAUUCAAUUGCGCCUCAUUUUGAGAUUUCUGCUCCAGUUAUGGGAUCAAGUUACAGUUCACCUCCGUUUACCAUCCGGAGUCCAAUGGUAUGGUUGAAU